CUGUGACAACACAUUUACGACAUGGUAGCUCUGUUAGUAAAGAAUUGAAUAAGUAUAGUAAACAUAUUACACAGCCAAAAUCACAAGGUGCUGCCCAAGCUGUGCUAUAUGGUACUGGUUUGGAACUUGAGGAUAUGAAUAAAGCUCAAGUUGGAAUUGCUAGUCUGAAAAAAAUCAAGGAGGGAGUCAAAGAAGCAGGUCUCAUUGGUUACAGGUUUAACACUAUUGGCGUAAGUGAUGCUAUUAGUAUGGGUACAACAGGAAUGAGAUAUUCUCUUCAAAGUAGGGAUCUUAUCGCUGAUUCUAUUGAGACGAUAAUGGGCGGUCAAUGGUAUGAUGCUAACAUUUCCGUACCUGGCUGUGAUAAAAAUAUGCCUGGGUGUUUGAUUGCGAUGGGGCGUCUUAAUCGUCCCUCUUUAAUGGUUUACGGUGGUACGAUUCGUCCUGGCCGAUCAUCAUGUGGAAAAGACAUCCUGGAUAUCAUAUCUGCUUUUCAGUCUUAUGGCUUAUAUAUUACCGGUUCUAUUUCUGAAGAAAAACGUUUUGAUAUAGUGAAACAUGCUUGCCCCGGUCCUGGUGCUUGUGGUGGAAUGUACACUGCCAAUACUAUGGCUUCUGCAAUUGAAGCAUUAGGAAUGACAUUACCCUACAGUUCAUCAAUUCCUGCAGAAUAUCCAGAAAAGUUUGAAGAAUGCUUAAAUGCCGGACUUGCAAUACGUAACCUACUAGAACAAGAUAUUAAACCACGAGAUAUUAUGACUAGAAAAGCAUUCGAAAAUGCUAUGGUUAUUACAAUGAUUUUAGGUGGUUCAACAAAUGCUGUUUUACAUUUAAUUGCUAUUGCAAAAUCUGUUGGAGUAGAUUUAAAAUUAGAUGAUUUUCAAAAAGUUAGUGAUUCUACUCCAUUUUUGGCGGAUUUAAAACCGAGGUACACACUUUUUCCUAUUACAGGAUUUUGUCUUGGUACUUGGCAAAUUCAACGUUUACGUUGGAAAGUUGGAUUAAUAGAAGAAUAUGAAGAAAGACUUUCUAAACCUCAAAUGAUUUUACCAAAAAAAAUAAAAUUAGAAGUUUUAAAUGAUUAUUUAUUUAGACGUGUUAAAACUUUUGGAAAGUUUCUUCAUGAUCAAGAGAUGUUAUUAGGACCAAGAACUUUUGAUAAUAAACAUGGAUAUUUUAUUAUCACUCCGCUAGAACGAGAAAAUGGUACCACGGUGUUAGUAAAACGUGGAUGGAUUUCUAAAGAAAAAGCUAAUCCAUCUACACGAAAAAAUAGCCAGCCUGAAGAAAUUGUUAAUAUUGAGGGACUAUUAAAAAAAUCAGAAAAGAAAAACUGGUUCACACCUAAAAAUAAUCCGGAUCGAAAUGAAUGGUUGUGGACCGAUAUAGAAACAAUGGCCGAAAGAACAGGGGCGCAGCCAGUAUUGAUUGAGCAAAGCUUAGAGGGAUCUCCUUAUUUAAUUAAUCAAAUGAUCGAAGAUGGUAUUCCAAUUGGAAAAAUUCCUAGUGUUGAAUUAAGGAACACACAUUUACAAUACGCGAUUACAUGGUACUCAUUGGCAGUCGCAACAAGUAUUAUGUUUUAUAUUCUACUGAAGAAACCGCCAGCUGGGCAUUAUAAACGUAAAGUUAUGCAAGGAUAA
Molecule: messenger RNA, 1643 nt
Organism: Scutellospora calospora
Lineage: Eukaryota; Fungi; Glomeromycota; Glomeromycetes; Diversisporales; Gigasporaceae
Source: the annotation of a GenBank genome assembly